Messenger RNA from Acipenser ruthenus (sterlet), 4371 nucleotides. RefSeq names its product mitogen-activated protein kinase 8. Gene Ontology annotation, cellular component: nucleus; cytoplasm. The record is from RefSeq and is a predicted model, not a curated record. Gene Ontology annotation, molecular function: JUN kinase activity; ATP binding. The coding region runs from base 290 to 1573 and encodes 427 amino acids. The transcript is spliced from 12 exons. Lineage: Eukaryota; Metazoa; Chordata; Actinopteri; Acipenseriformes; Acipenseridae. Gene Ontology annotation, biological process: JNK cascade; protein phosphorylation.
AGGAGAAGCAAAAACUGGAAUGUCACGAAAGCGCAGAGAUUUGUGACGUAGUACGCAGGUCUUUUGCAGAGCUAGGCCUGCCAGUGAAAGGAAACGCAGUCAAUGUAGAGUGUUUGUGUUUCAGAGCUCAAAAUAAUAAUAAUAAUAAAAAAAAAAACAUUUACAGUGGAUACGAACAGACUGGCAUUAAAAGCGAAAAGAUAGAGAAAUAUAAUACGUUUGUUUUUUGAAAAGGAUCUGUGAGAAGUGUGAUUUGGAUGCUCAUAUUAAAACUGGUCAAUAUUUCAUCAUGAAUAGAAAUAAGCGUGAAAAAGAAUACUACAGUUUAGAUGUUGGAGAUUCAACAUUUACUGUUUUGAAACGCUAUCAAAAUUUAAGACCUAUUGGCUCAGGGGCCCAGGGAAUUGUCUGUUCAGCAUAUGACCACAACCUUGAAAGAAAUGUUGCCAUUAAGAAACUUAGUCGUCCUUUUCAAAAUCAAACCCAUGCCAAAAGAGCUUACAGAGAACUGGUGCUAAUGAAGUGUGUCAAUCACAAAAAUAUUAUUGGCCUACUUAAUGUAUUUACACCCCAAAAAUCUCUUGAGGAAUUCCAGGAUGUUUACAUUGUUAUGGAGCUGAUGGAUGCCAAUCUCUGUCAAGUGAUUCAGAUGGAGUUAGACCAUGAGCGAUUGUCCUACCUACUGUAUCAGACGCUAUGUGGAAUCAAACAUCUUCAUUCAGCUGGAAUCAUACACAGGGAUUUAAAACCCAGUAAUAUUGUAGUGAAGUCAGACUGCACACUGAAGAUCCUUGACUUUGGACUAGCCAGGACAGCAGCCACUGGUUUAUUGAUGACACCUUAUGUGGUCACACGCUAUUACAGGGCACCUGAGGUCAUUCUUGGAAUGGGAUAUCAAGCAAAUGUGGAUAUAUGGUCUGUGGGGUGCAUUAUGGCAGAAAUGGUUCGCCACAAAAUCCUAUUUCCAGGAAGGGACUAUAUUGAUCAGUGGAACAAAGUAAUUGAACAGUUAGGGACACCAUCCCAAGAGUUUUUGAUGAAACUCAACCAAUCCGUUAGAACCUAUGUGGAAAACCGACCCAGGUAUGCUGGAUACACCUUUGAAAAGCUUUUCCCAGAUGUCCUUUUUCCAGCUGACUCGGAGCACAACAAGCUCAAAGCUAGCCAAGCUAGAGAUUUGCUAUCUAAAAUGCUUGUAAUAGAUGCAUCCAAACGAAUCUCUGUGGACGAGGCUCUUCAGCAUCCAUACAUUAAUGUCUGGUAUGAUCCUGCUGAAGUGGAAGCUCCCCCACCACUGAUCACUGAUAAGCAGUUAGAUGAAAGAGAACACACAGUCGAGGAAUGGAAAGAGUUGAUAUACAAGGAAGUCCAUGAAUGUGAAGAGAGGACGAAAAAUGGGGUAAUCCGAGGACAGCCUGCAUCUUUAGGUGCAGCAGUGAUCAAUGGCUCCCAGCAUCCAUCGUCGUCCUCAUCUGUCAAUGACGUAUCCUCCAUGUCAACAGACCCCACAUUGGCUUCAGACACUGACAGCAGUUUAGAAACAUCAGCUGGACCACUUGGCUGCUGUAGAUGACUAUGCUCUUUUUUUGGUCCUUCUGUUUGUGCUAGAUGGUAUAGAGUAUAGGCCAGUUUUUAAAAAUGCUCCAGCUUUUUUUAUUUUUUUUUCCCCAGAAUGCUAAUUAGGCUGUAAAUAAUUGACAUAUUUUUUCUUGAAAGAAUCUGAGAACAGAUUUCACUUUUAAACACUAAGGUAUCUAUGUGCGAGCAGUGUAAAUUAAGUCAGUUCAGCUUUUUUUUUAAGUUUUUUUUUUUCCAGCUAGUGUUAAAUCCUAAGGUUACAACUUUAUUUUGCCAUAUUGCUGUAGACUGCUUAAAUUAAUUUAUAAAGAUUUAUGAUAAAUAUUUUUUAAUCCUUUUUAUUUAAGUUAAAUUUACCAUUAGCCAUUUUGCCACAUUUGAUUUUACUUUGAUUUGCUCAUUAUGUCUUCUAUGACAUGCUAUAGAACAUUUUUUCAGUUUAGUUUACAAAUAGAUAUUGUAUAAAAUACAUAAUCUUCUAGAAAAACAACAUUUAAUUUCAAUUUGUCUAGAAAACAACUGAAAAUGGUCUGAUACCUGACUACUACUUUCAUUUCAAAAUGUUUGAAGUUUGCAAUCGGCUUAUAGUUGUGUUUUUAAUAAUAUGUAUAAAUUGUCUUAAUAAGCUCUGGAAAUCUUUCAGGCUAGUGCAUUUCAGAUGCUGCCAUUGAUCGAUUAGUUUGGUCCACAAGGCACAAAACGUUGACCUUAAAUAAAUAAAUAAAUAAAUAAAUAAAUAAAUAAAUAAAUAAACAAACAAACCCUGCUUUUAAAGAUGUUUCAUAUACUUUGUUAUGAAUUUGCUGAUGUACUAGUAGUAGUUGAUACAUUAUGAUUAAUGCAAUUGAAAGAUAACUAAAAAGCCUUUUAAAAGAAGCGCAAAAAGCAGGCUGAAAUUUGGUUUAGUGCACAUCUGACUACGUGCUGUUCUGCACUGGCUAGCUGGAACUUUAUUUUCUUGAAAUUUCCUUUGCUUUGACAGUGGGGAGUGCUUGGUGAAUGUUGAGCUCAGCUGAGGAGAUUUUAUUAUAAAAUGGUGGCUUCGUAAUAGGAUCACAGACAAGGGAUUUUAAAUGUAUGGACACAUGUUUGCAAAGGAUGGCUUGUAAAAGGAUUUUGAACUGUCCUUUUUUUAUUAAUUUAAAUAAGAAAUUAAAUGAAGCAGUUUUCAAAUAAAUAGAAGUAGGAUACUGAAAUAUUACAGUGCUGAGCAACAAGGAUAAGAACAGUUUGACUUGGCGGAAAGACAUACUGUACAAUAGGAACUGAGAAUCAUGAUUUUAAGUGGUGGACACUUGGUGGACACUCAGUAUUUUAUUUCAAAAGCUGGUCAACUUCCAUUCUAAUCGUUUGCUUUCAGCAAAGCCUCAUCUUCAUUCCAGCUGUGUAGCUGAAUAUGGGAUCUAUGUUAUGUUGAAAGGAGUGUUUAGGAAAUUAGAGCUCCUUUAUGUUUGAAAGGUAUCUCUAUUUGUUUACAUUUUAUUAUUUUUGCCCUAAUUUUUUAAUUUAAAAAGCAACAAAGACAAGUUAGAAAAUUUUAGGCUGAUUAUUGUUAUGUAUGCAAUAAUAGCAUUCUAUGGAUUAUCCAUCAUUUUAUAUUUCAAGAGGAAAAGUGCCUGCAAUAAGUGCAGUAGUUCAGAAAAAAAAGGUAGCAAUGCUUUAUGAAUAGAACAAUAUUUUUUUCUCCCCAUGAUAUGCAUUUAUUAAUUCGGUUCAUCACUGAGUUGAAGAAAUUGAAUAUAUUGUUUUAUCCUUUGAGUAUGUGUUUCAUUAGAAUGUAAGUUAAAAUUGAGUGUAUGAGAAUGUGAGAAAUGUAAAGAAAAAAGGGAAAGCCGGUAUACAAAACCCAUUUGAGGUAUUUGUGUGGUCAGAAUUCAUGACUAUUUUGUCCAUUCGUAAGAAGUUUAUCUUCUAAAACUAACAUGAUCGAUUUUUAAAAAAUAAUUUAUUUUUGUUUUUCGUUUUUUUUUUUUUUUUUUUUUUUUUUUUUUUUUUAAGUGCUCUUAAUUUUAAGUCUUUUCAGAUCCCUGGAGAGAUUUGCUUUUGCUUCAUAUGUUGCAUCUCUCAAAAUAUGUAAUAUUACAAUUAAAGUAGGCUUUGAUGAACUACCUCACACUAAAUUUCUACAAGUUAUUGGAUAAACAUAGCAGCCCACACUAUUAGAUAUAGAAAAAUGUGAAAUAUAGAUUUUCUUUAUUUAUUUAUUUUUAAGUGUACUAUUGCCAAUGUUAGGAGACUUCUAGUAUUGUAUGUAAUGUAUACUUCACUUAGAAGUAAGAAAACUGUUUAUGUAUAAUUUUGUACAGUUCAUGUGCAAUACCUUCUUCAGAUUGUGCAAGUAGUUAUUAGUGGGUCUAGCCAUGUAGAUGUAUGUUUCUGAAGGUAGAAAAAUAGUUUGGUACUGUCAAUCCAUGUUUUCCUUUUUAUAAAUUAAAACAAUUUUAUGUGACUUGAUACAGUCAUGAUUUAAUGUAAUCAGCCUUGCCACUUUUAAAAUCUGCGCCCAGGUAGCAGUGGGUGGAUGUCAUGCAUGGCCAGAUAGAUUUUGAUCUUUAGAUGGUAAGGUAAAAAAUACACUGUUUAAGAAAUAAAUGCAUAGAACAAGCUGAUGUAAUCAUGGGGGCUGGUUUAUAAUGUUUGCUUGUAAGACCAGCAGUGCAGAUUGAUCAAGUCCUUGUUCUGGGUAUACCAUGACACAGACCAUGAAGUGUGCACUAUUGGAAUGUAUGCACUGGAAUCCAGUAAUGCAAAGUUAAAAUGUAUACUGCAAAUAAACCAUUUGAAUUUAAAUAA